Molecule: messenger RNA, 806 nt
Organism: Orussus abietinus
Lineage: Eukaryota; Metazoa; Arthropoda; Insecta; Hymenoptera; Orussidae
Gene: RpL10Ab
Product: 60S ribosomal protein L10a
Exons: 5
Coding region: 97-750 (217 amino acids)
Biological process (GO): translation
Cellular component (GO): large ribosomal subunit
Molecular function (GO): structural constituent of ribosome; RNA binding
Source: RefSeq, a predicted model, not a curated record
CUUUAAUCUAGGUUGGACGGUUGCCGAGCUUCUCGAGCUUCUUUCCGGUGGGGUCGUCAACGAAGCCUGUAGUCCGGUGGGAAUCAGCAAACAAAAAUGACGUCCAAGGUAUCCCGCGAUACCCUGUACGAGUGCGUGAACGGCGUGAUUCAGCACUCGCAGGAGCACAAGAGGAAAUUCUUAGAAACAGUGGAGCUCCAGAUUGGUUUGAAGAAUUACGAUCCGAUGAAGGACAAACGUUUCUCGGGCACCGUCAAACUAAAAAACAUUCCUCGUCCAAAAAUGCAAGUAUGCGUCCUAGGGGAUCAACAGCACUGCGACGAGGCGAAAGCUAACAAUAUUCCUUAUAUGGAUGCGGAAGCUUUGAAAAAACUAAACAAGAACAAGAAGCUAGUUAAGAAAUUAGCCAAGAAGUACGACGCUUUCCUUGCAAGCGAAUCGUUGAUCAAGCAGAUUCCUCGUCUUCUGGGUCCUGGACUGAACAAAGCCGGUAAAUUCCCUGGUCUGCUCUCUCACCAGGAGUCGAUGGUUGGCAAAAUCGAUGAGGUCAAAGCGACGAUCAAGUUCCAAAUGAAAAAAGUUCUGUGUCUCUCCGUGGCCGUGGGGCAUGUCGAAAUGACGCCGGACGAGCUGGUGCAGAACGUCCACUUGUCGAUCAAUUUCCUGGUCUCGCUGUUGAAGAAACACUGGCAGAACGUACGAUCCCUCCACAUAAAAUCUUCCAUGGGACCACCUCAACGGCUAUACUAAACGAUCGCGUUAGCUUUUGAACUGUUCCUUGAGCGAAUAAAAAGGAUGCGCGAUAA